Molecule: messenger RNA, 1614 nt
Organism: Mesoplodon densirostris (Blainville's beaked whale)
Lineage: Eukaryota; Metazoa; Chordata; Mammalia; Artiodactyla; Ziphiidae
Gene: LUZP4
Product: leucine zipper protein 4
Source: RefSeq, a predicted model, not a curated record
AUGGAUACAGAAGAACCAUAUGACAUUGUAACACUUAGAAAUAUAUACGGUAUAAACACUGAAGAAAGGAAGAAUGAGACACAGAACGAUGAAAAAUAUACCUCAGUUUCAAGACAGCAAUCAAAUGCUGAUAAGGAUCACCAGCAGAGAGGAUACUCAAGAUUCAUAAACAACGUUGAGGAAAAAAAUGAUAAAAAGCCAAACCAAGAACCUUUUGGAUUCAAGUCUGGACAAAGCUCUUUAAACGGGAAGCCUUUAAAGAAGCAGGAGCAGUGCAGUGAAAAUUCUGAAGCCCAAGCAGUGAUGAAUCAAGGCCAAUCAGAGAGAAACCAACAUCAAUUGGAAGGAUCUCAAGGCCAAUCAGAAGAAAAUCCACACUAUUCAGAGAGAUCUCGAGGCCACUCAAAGAGAUCUUGUGGCCAAGCAGAGAGAUCUCAUCAUCAAUCAGAAAGAUCUCGUAGCCAAGAAGAGAGAUCUCAUCGUCAGUCAGAAAGAUCUAGUGGCCAAGAAGAGAGAUCUCAUCGUCAGUCAGAAAGAUCUAGUGGCCAAGAAGAGAGAUCUCAUCGUCAAUCAGAAAGAUCUCGUGGCCAAGAAGAGAGAUCUCAUUGUCAAUCAGAAAGAUCUCUUGGCCAAGAAGAGAGAUCUCAUCGUCAGUCAGAAAGAUCUCGUGGCCAAGGAGAUCUCAUCGUCAGUCAGAAAGAUCUCGUGGCCAAGAAGAGAGAUCUCAUCGUCAGUCAGAAAGAUCUCGUGGCCAAGAAGAGAGAUCUCAUCGUCAGUCAGAAAGAUCUCGUGGCCAAGAAGAGAGAUCUCAUCGUCAGUCAGAAAGAUCUCGUGGCCAAGAAGAGAGAUCUCAUCAGAUCUCAUCGUCAAUCAGAAAGAUCUCGUGGCCAAGAAGAGAGAUCUCAUCGUCAAUCAGAAAGAUCUCGUGGCCAAGAAGAGAGAUCUCAUCGUCAAUCAGAAAGAUCUCUUGGCCAAGAAGAGAGAUCUCAUCGUCAAUCAGAAAGAUCUCGUGGCCAAGAAGAGAGAUCUCAUCGUCAAUCAGAAAGAGCUCUUGGCCAAGAAGAGAGAUCUCAUCGUCAAUCAGAAAGAUCUUGUGGCGAAGCAGAGAGAUCUCGUGGUAAAUCAGAAAGAUCUCAUGGCCAAUCAGAGGACCUCUUGGUCAAUCAAAGAGAUCUCAUAGCCAAGAAGAGAGAUCUCAUCGUCAAUCAGAAAGAUCUCAUGGCCAGUCAGAGAGAUCAUGUGGCCACUCUGAGAGAUUCCACAGUCACUCAGAGAGAUCUCAUGACCAAUCAGGGAGAUAUAAAAGAUACUCAUCAGGAACUAAGUGGGAACUUAACAGCACAAGUAUCACUGGAAAAUGAUUACAUCGCCUUUGAACAUUGUCGAAGACUUGAAAGAAAAGUUGACAGUGAGUACAGUGGUGGAAAGAGUAGCAGAGUUGUAAUUGGAGAUAUUAAGGAAAGACUGGAUAGUGGACGGGAGAGCGGUGUGGGCAACUAUAGUAGAGGAGAAUAUGUGAAUGGUGAGGAAUUUGAGAGCCCAUUUGAAGAAGAAGAGGGAGUGUGGACAUUGACAAUCCAUUGCUCACCUAAUCCCCAGGAUGCUGUAGUUUAG